AGGAGGGGGCGGUAUAUGGCACUGGGCGUGACGGGCGUGGCACCAAGGAGGCACGCCGCCCCCGCCCCUCCCACUCAUCUCACCGUAGGGCCUCUUAAGCUGCCCUGGCACCGUUACCGACAGCUCGUGGCACCUUCGCCCCGUGUUCCCUCCCACCACCCACCACCACCCAACUCUGCUGCUGCUGCUGCUGCUGCUGCUGCUGCCGCUGCCUCAAGUGCCCUCCAGAUUCGUCUUCGGAGUCAGUCACGGUCGCGUCCUGGUGGUGUCCAGAUCGUCCCUCCUUCCCUCCCCUCAGCCUCAACCAUGCCGAACCGCAACAAAGAACUGGAGAAGGAGGUGAUGGCGUGGGUGGAGGCAGUGAUGGGCCAGAAGCUACCGCCUGGAAGCUUCGAAGAUGUGUUCAAAGACGGUGUGGUUCUGUGCAAUCUCAUCAACAAGAUCCAGCCCAACUCCGUCAAGAAAAUUCAGACGUCCGGGGGUUCCUUCAAGCUUAUGGAGAACAUUCAAAGGUUCCAGGAGGCCAUCAAGAAGUACGGCGUGCCCCACGAGGAGAUCUUCCAGACUGCUGACCUCUUUGAGCGACGAAACAUCCCCCAGGUGGUGCUCUGCCUAUACUCCUUGGGCCGCAUUACCCAGAAACACCCAGAGUACAACGGGCCGAGUCUGGGACCGAAGAUGGCUGAUGAGAACAAGAGGGAUUGGGAUGAGGACCAACAGAGGCAGCUGAGGGAUGGACAGAUCGGUCUGCAGAUGGGCCAGAACAAGGGCGCCUCGCAGUCCGGCAUGGGCUCCCUCAACAAUACCCGCCACAUGUAAGAGGACAAGGAAUCAGAAGCGACGUGACUGAGACCGACCUUCCUUCCUUCUCUUCAGCCCAGCAAGACCUCACUGGGAUAUAGUAAAGGCUUCCUCUUAUCUCUCGCUCCGCUACCACCGCCAAGCAAGCAGCGAAUACUAUCUUCUGGAUGCCCCACCUAACGUUAUUGUUUUGUUUUCUGUUAUGAUUAUUUUUUUACCCCCACUCGUUCCUCCUUCCUCCUCCUCCUCCUCCUCCUCCUCCUUCCUGCAACUCCUGUUAUCCUUUCCCUCUCGCCAGUUUAACUCAAUACACAUGCACUGUACACUACUGUCAUUUUAUAGACUUCCAUCUGCCUAUACUUUGAAUAGUGUCAUUUCUUCCUUUACUCUCAGCCUCUUCUUUAAGGAAUAAGAUCAGAUAAUAAGUGUCUGAGGUAUAGAAGAGAAUAACGAAUAUGUUUUUGCUUUAAGCAUAUUUGCAAUGACUUAUGAAGCCUGGCCAAGAGUGUAACAACUAGAAACGAAGUAAUAUAUCUCCAUCAAGAACGCAACUAAAAAAGAACACAAACAUUUAGGUCUGUUUAGUAUAAGAGCCCUGACAACAAGAUGCUAAGAUUCAGAUAAUGAUUGCACACAACACCACCAUCAGUCUGUCCUUUUUUGCUGCGCAGGACGUGUCGCUUCUGACUGAGAGUGACUUAAGAGUGACUGUUACGAAGCGUGCAAAUCUCGUUUUAUGCGCGAAGAUGCUACUUGAUUUUAAUUUUACUUCACAGACCUUGAGACUUUAUUUAAUCUAGCAUACAUUUUAUUCUAAGUCUCACCCCCUUCCCCUUCUCCCUCUCUGAAGCAGGAUAGGACGCGGCGGCAGGAGGACAACCAAGCCUUCCGCAGCCACACUGUAGAUAGCCACUCACUUGAAUCGCCAUUAUUUUUUUACUUUCCUCGACGUAUUUUUGUUUCGUUCAGUUCUCAUUUUAAUUCCAUUCGGCUGGAGUUAAUCACUAUUGUAGUUUUAACACACUGACACUUAUGACAUUUGUCCUCACUGGCAAGGCAACAAGUGGAUGGAUGUUUGUUGGGAAGUGAAGGAGACACUGAGUGAAGAAGGACAAUGUUGAGAUUCAGCUAGAGUAUAAUAGCAAGGACUUAGUGAUGUCUUUUAUUCAGUGACAUCAGACGUAUAAAGCUUCAUCUUUCGCUUCACUUCUUUCCCAUUCAUCCAGACACACACACACACACACACACACACACACACACACACACACACUGCAUGAUAUGGGUUAUCAAAUAAAUGGUACUUAUUUAA
This is a messenger RNA of Portunus trituberculatus (swimming crab), 2110 nucleotides long. RefSeq names its product muscle-specific protein 20-like. Gene Ontology annotation, molecular function: actin binding. The record is from RefSeq and is a predicted model, not a curated record. Gene Ontology annotation, biological process: actomyosin structure organization. Bases 16 to 819 code for a protein of 267 amino acids. The transcript is spliced from 4 exons. NCBI's taxonomy places the organism in Eukaryota, Metazoa, Arthropoda, Malacostraca, Decapoda, Portunidae.